AUGCAAGAACCAUUGAAAUAUACAUUGGAUUGUAUUCGUCUUGUUGGUCAUAUUGUUCAUCAUACUUCAUGGCCAUCAGUUGAUGAACAUAAAAUGAAAAAAUCGUGUGAGGAUACAAUAAAUAAUUGGAAAAAAGAAUUUGAAAGUGAUAUUUCAACAGAUCAUUUAUAUAAUACUGCUAGAGAUAGUUAUGAUUAUUGGAAUGAUUGA
Molecule: messenger RNA, 210 nt
Organism: Rotaria sp. Silwood2
Lineage: Eukaryota; Metazoa; Rotifera; Eurotatoria; Philodinida; Philodinidae
Source: the annotation of a GenBank genome assembly